This is a messenger RNA of Aspergillus tanneri, 2709 nucleotides long. Its product is annotated as Rad4 family protein. The coding region runs from base 1 to 2709 and encodes 902 amino acids. Lineage: Eukaryota; Fungi; Ascomycota; Eurotiomycetes; Eurotiales; Aspergillaceae. Gene Ontology annotation, biological process: nucleotide-excision repair; mismatch repair. The transcript has a single exon. The record is from RefSeq and is a predicted model, not a curated record. Gene Ontology annotation, molecular function: damaged DNA binding; single-stranded DNA binding. Gene Ontology annotation, cellular component: nucleotide-excision repair factor 2 complex; nucleus; XPC complex.
AUGCCCCCCUUCAUCCCCCGCAAGCAUCUCCCCGUUCACCCAAAUGUCUCGUCUACGAAUAUUCGUCCCAACGACAGCUCCGACUCGCCUCUGAGCGAUCCCCCCAGCGACUCCAGACCUCCGAAUCCUCCCGAUGGCGAUGACGAGCAUGAUGAUGACGAUAAUGACAAUGAUGACGAAUCGGACGCAUCCUCGGAGGUCGACUGGGAGGAUGCCUUCGACUCCAAUCCUACCAGCGCCCCCAUUACCAACCCGGCCACGCCCGCUCCUCUCCAGGACCUUGAAUUGACCCUGGACAGGAACGAGGUGCGUCUAUCCGACAUUGUCGAGGGCAAGAAAGCGCCCUCUAAGAUCGAACGUCAGAUCCGCAUCGACACCCAUUGCCUACACGUACACUUCCUCCUGUUCCACAACGCCCUACGCAAUGCCUGGGCGAGUGAUCCCCAGCUCCAUGAGAUCCUGCGUCGCCAGCUGCCAGCCGCCCUACACAAAGAGGUCCGGAAAUGGCGGGUGGCCUCCGGGCUGGAAAUCCCCGAGAACUCCCCGGGUCAGAAGAUUGCGAGACAGACGAAGGGAAAACAACGACGCGAGUGGUCGGAAGCCUCCUCGCGACUGGAACCGGGACAGCCCGACAUGAGUCGCGGCGACCCCAUAAUCGGUCUACUCAAGGUGCUGGCCGCCUACUGGAAGAAGCAGUUCAAGAUCACCGCUCCGGGGCUGCGGAAGCAUGGCUACCGGCCUAUGUCCCAUCUGCACGCGGAGAUCGCGUCCUUCCACCAUGACAAUCCCAACCCCGAGAGACAUGGAGAGAGGAUCUGCAAUGUGGCCGAGUUUCGUCAGGCGGCCGAGUGUAUGGAGGGAUCGCGAGACCUCGGUGCGCAGCUGUUUACCGCCCUCCUGCGAGCCCUCCAGAUCGAGGCUCGGCUCGUCGCCAGUUUACAACCUCUGGGGUUUGGGUGGACCAAAUCGGAGAAUUUCAUACCAAAGCCUAAGGCUAACCCUGGACGGAUAAUUGAGGCCGAGGAGACCGAGGCGGGAGGCGUCCAGUCUGAAGCGAGUGACUCAGACGAGUCUCCUAUCCGUCGCCGCAGCAACAACAACCCAAAAGGAUACGACAAGGAUCUCCCGUUUCCGAUCUACUGGACGGAGGUGGCAUCGCCCGUGACGCACGAGAUCAUUCCCGUCGAUCCGCUGGUGCUCCAGAACCCCGUAGCAACGACCCCGGAGCUGCAGGCUGCGUUCGAACCUCGCGGAGCGAAGGCCGAGAAAGCCAAACAGGUAAUAUGCUACGUAGUAGCCUUCUCCACCGACCGCACGGCCAAGGACGUCACCACGCGCUAUCUCCGUCGUCGCACCUGGCCGGGCAAAACUAAAGGAUAUCGCCUGCCAGUAGAGAAGAUCCCCGUGCCGGGUCGAAAGGGCCAGUAUUUCGAGUACAACUGGUGCCGCCGGACCCUGCGCAUCUACGAGCGUGCCCCUGGAUACCGAACGGCAGUCGAUGACAUCGAGGACCAGAAAGAUUUGGUGCCGAACCAGCCGGACAAGAAAAAGUCCGCCAAAGACGGAGAUACGCUGCAGAGCCUACGAGCGUCGACGGAGUUCGUCCUGGAACGGUUCCUGCGGCGUGAGGAGGCCUUGAAACCCGGCACGCAGCAUGUGCGCACCUUUGUCACCGGUCGCGGCAACAAGGUCAAGGAGGAGAAGGUUUACCGCCGCGCCGACGUCCUGAAGUGCCUCUCCACGGAGAGCUGGCACAAGGAAGGUCGGCAAAUCAAGCCAGGCGAGGUGCCACUGAAACGAGUCCCUAUCCGCGCCGUCACCCUACUACGCAAACGCGAGGUCGAUGAGCUGGAGCGCGAAAUGGGCGAGAAGCCCAAACAGGGGCUCUACGCCCGAUACCAGACCGAGUACAUAAUCCCGCCGCCCAUCCGCAACGGCGUCAUCCCCAAGAACGACUACGGCAACAUCGACUGCUUCGUCCCCAGCAUGGUCCCCCGCGGAGCCGCCCACGUCCCCUGGCCCGGGACUGUGCGCAUCUGCAAGAAGCUGGGCAUCGACUACGCCGAGGCGGUGACCGGCUUCGAGUUCGGGUCCAAGAUGGCCGUUCCUGUCAUCCAGGGCGUCGUUGUAGCAGUUGAAAACGAGGACCUCGUCAAGGACGCCUGGCGCGCCGACGCCGCCGAAAAGCGAGAAAAGGACCGUCGCAAGGCCGAAGCUCGCAUCCUGCAAACCUGGCGCAAGUUCCUCUUUGGUCUGCGCAUCGCCGAACGCGUCCGCGAAGAAUACGGUGAAUCCGCGCGCGACCACGAACGAGACGCUUACAAUCCCUUCACUAAACGUGCGGCAUCGCAUCCGUCCCCGUCUCCGAGCCAACAUCAUCUUCCUGAAGAACAAGGAGAAGAUUCCAUGGACCGCGGCGGAGGCUUCCUCCUUCCGGGCGAAGACGAUGACAACGAAGACCAUCUCAUCGUGGAAAGACGCCCCGAGCAUUGGAGAUUCAACCAUCCUCCCGACGAGCCUGGACCUGAGUCUGGGCCUGAGCUCGAAGAUAUACUCGAUAAUGCCAUCGCAGAGGAUACCUCGAUUGAGGACCUCUCAUCUGUGCCAGAUCCCGAUUCCGAUUCCGACAUCCAAUAUAUUGGGUCUAAAACCCUCACGGAACUACCUCCAACACGUCGGCGCACUCGGAACCUGAAAGGAUCGAGAUGA